Molecule: messenger RNA, 1005 nt
Organism: Prorocentrum cordatum
Lineage: Eukaryota; Dinophyceae; Prorocentrales; Prorocentraceae
Source: the annotation of a GenBank genome assembly
GCGGACGUCCAGCUGGCCCAGCCGUGCUUCGCCAGGCCUUCUGCCUGGGGCGCCUUGCCCCGCCGGCUGGCGGCGCUCGCGGGCGUCCUCGCCGGGGCGGCGGCUGUCGUCGCCUGGGGCCAGGCCGGGGGCGUCCGAGCGGCCGCGCCCAUGGCCCCCGAGUGGCGCGAGGGCGCCGUGGGGCUCCUCCAGGCGGAAUGCACCGAGGUGAACGGCAAUUGCCUGGCAUCGCGGUGCUGCUCCGACCCCGCGCUCACGUGCUUCGAGAAGGACGAGACGUGGGCGGCCUGCAUCGAGGGCUGCGAGCCUGGCAUCCACGAGGACUGGGACCCCCCAGGAAAGCAGACGUCCUGGUCGUGCAAGCCGCUCACCAGCGGUCCAGACGCUGGAGGCGCGAACGAGGACGACGACGGUGACGGCGCCGACGAGGGCGUGGCGGUCGAGGCCCAGGGAGGGGCGCCAGACGCUGGAGGCGCGAACGAGGACGACGACGAUGCCGGCGACGAAGAGGGCGCGGCGGUGGAGGCCCAGGCAGGGGCGCCCGCGUCCUGCGAGGACCUCCUGGAAGAUUGGCAGGACGCCGCGGGGCGCUCCUGCGAGGACUACGAGCAGGGCCGGCUCUGCACCUCGUCGGGGGACUUCGGGCCUGGCUGGAACGGCUCGGGCGGCAUCCCCGUCCCCAGCGUGGCGGUGCUGGGGCGCGGGCUGUCUGCGGCCGAGGCCUGCUGCGCGUGUGGGGGCGGGAGCGCCAGCGGCAGCACGUGGAGCCUCGCCCAUCGCGACUGGCGCUGCAGGGAAGACGCCAGCAGGCUGGCAGACAAACAGGCGCCCGACAUGCUGCGGCUCCCCGACUGCGAGAAGUUCUGCUUCUCCUACACCUACAUGGAGUUCUGGACGUCUGAGCACCCCGGGGUCUGCCAGUGCCACAGCGAGUGCUCCGCCGGAGGGCAGGACACGCCCCCUGGCCACCACAAUCUCGUGUACAGGCGGGCGGCUUCUGCGUAG